This is a messenger RNA of Perca flavescens (yellow perch), 992 nucleotides long. RefSeq names its product NACHT, LRR and PYD domains-containing protein 12-like. The coding region runs from base 12 to 908 and encodes 298 amino acids. Gene Ontology annotation, molecular function: protein binding. NCBI's taxonomy places the organism in Eukaryota, Metazoa, Chordata, Actinopteri, Perciformes, Percidae. The record is from RefSeq and is a predicted model, not a curated record. The transcript has 6 exons.
AUGAUCUGGACAUGUUUGACUUGAAGAAAUACUCUGCUUCAGAGGAGGCUCUUCUGAAGCUGUUGCCAGUGGUCAAAGCCUCCAAAAAAGCUCUGCUGAGUGGCUGUGACCUGUCAAAGAGAAGCUGUAAAGCUCUGUCCUCAGUUCUCAGCUCAGAGUCCUCUAGUCUGAGAGAGCUGGAUCUGAGUAACAACAACCUCACGGAUACAGGAGGGAAGCUGCUCUCUGCUGGACUGGAGAGUCCACAUUGUACACUGGAGACUCUCAGGCUGAGUGGCUGUAACCUGUCAGAGAGAAGCUGUGAAGAUCUGUCCUCAGUUCUCAGCUCAGAAUUCUCUAGUCUGAGAGAGCUGGACCUGAGUAACAACGACCUGAAGGAUUCUGGAGAGAAACUGCUUUCUACUGGAGUGAAGAGUCCACACUGUAUACUGGAGACUCUUAGGCUGAGUGGCCGUAACCUGUCAGAGAUAAGCUGUGAAGAUCUGUCCUCAGUUCUCAGCUUAGAGUCCUCUAGUCUGAGAGAGCUGGACCUGAGUAACAACAACCUGAAGGAUUCAGGAGUGAAGCUGCUCUCUGCUGGAAUAAAGAGUCAACACUGUAAACUGGAGACGCUCAGUUUAUCAGGCUGUCUGAUCAGAGAGGAAGGCUGUACUUCUCUGGCCUCAGCUCUGAGCUACAACCCCUCCCAUCUGAGAGUGCUGGACCUGAGCUACAAUCAUCCAGGAGACUUGGGAGUGAAGCUGCUUUCAGCUAGAUGGGAGGAUCCACACUGCAGACUGGAUGAUCUAAGGCUAGAUCAUUGUGGAGAGCAGAGACGGAAACCUGGUCUGAGGAAGUGUAAGUCUGCUUUCACUUUGAUUCAUAAAACCAAGGCACAACAUCUUACAGUAGGAUUAGUAUUGUGUUAGUAUAUUUUUUCGAUUACUAACAAGCUUCAGUUAAAACAGAAGUCACAUUGUCAAAACAAUUCACACAGAGAAACAGAAGUCACA